CAUUUGCUCCAGGUGAUGAGAUUUGCCGUUGAGGAGAUCAACAACUCCACCACCCUCCUGCCAAAUGUCACCCUUGGUUACCAGCUGUUUGAUCACUGCUCCAACACUCUGACCUUCCCAUCCAGUCUGCAGUUCCUUUCCCACAAUGCCUCUGUCAAAGCCAAGGAUGACUACUACCUCUACCUGCCUAAAGUCAUAGGAGUCACUGGACCCUUGAGUAGCUCUGAGAGUAUAACCCUCGCUCCACUCUUCAUGACGGACCUCAUCCCAAUGGUCAAUUAUGGAGCCUCCAGUAGCGUUUUCAGUGACAAAGGGGUAUAUCCUUCGUUCAUAAGGACCGUACCAAGUAACAAAGAUCAGAUUCAACUCAUCGUCCACAUCAUAAAGCACUUUGGUUGGAACUGGGUGGCGUUCAUCGGCUCCGAAUCCGCUUACAGCCUGGAUGGCUUUCAACUGUUUUAUAAACUGAUUCAAAGCACGGGCAUCUGUUUGGCGUACUACGAGCUUCUGUCUAACAAGUCACAGCUAAAACCAAUAUUUGACAAAAUAGACAUGCUCCACGUUAACGUCAUUAUCCUUUUCCUUGAUGAGCUGAAGGCUGAAGAGGUCAUCGCCGCGGCAAUACGACACAAAUUCCGAGCGAAAGUCUGGAUCGCUGGUGAGGCCUGGUCCAUGUACCAGCCCCUGACCAGACUGCCGGGGAUCGAGACCAUCGGCACCGUCAUCGGAGUGACGCCGAGAGUCGGCGCUCUCCCUGGCUUCACCGACUUCAUCCAUCAGUCGAGAACGGGAGGCCACGCCGGAGCUGGCCUAUCAGACAGUGCCGUUUGCAAUCAGGACUGUGAGACAUGUUCUUCGCUAAACCCUGAGGACAUUAUCAGUGAAAGCACAGCCUACUCCUUCUCUGUCUACUCAGCUGUGUACACCAUGGCGAUGGCCCUGCACAACGCUCUACAGUGCAACAACUCAGGGUGUGAUAAGAGUCGCACAGUCUACCCCUACAUGAUUCUUCAAGAGAUCAAGCGCUUGCCCGUGUUCCCCUUGAGCCAACUGUAUGUGUCCUUUGACGAGAGCGGAGACCCGCCUGCACAUUACUCUGUCAUCUUUUGGGACACCACCCACAGCGGUCUAGCCAAGAUCCGUCCGAUUGGCACGUAUGACAACCAUCCGUCGGUGAACCUGACUAUUGAUGACACGCAGAUCCACUGGCAUGGCGACGGCUUGGUGCCGUUCUCCAACUGCUCUGUUGAGUGUCGGUCAGGACAUGUGAGGCAGCAGGAUGGUCAGCAUGAGUGUUGUUUCUCGUGUGUGCAGUGCUCCACUGACCAGUACGCCAACCACUCAGCGGACCUGUACUCCUGCCUGGCCUGUGAUGAGUUUGAGUGGUCCGAAGCUGGUAGCACCACCUGCCAGAAACGUUCUGUGGAAUACCUCCCCUUCUCCGAUGUCUUCUCUAUUCUCGUCCUGGUCUCCGCAUCCUCUCUCAUAGCCCUGUCUCUGGCGGUGACGGUGCUGUUUGCGAUUCACCGCUCCACACCUGUAGUGCGGUCAGCAGGGGGCAGUAUGUGCUUCCUGAUGCUGGGCUGCAUGGCUGGUUCUGCCGCCAGCGUCUGCUUCCACUUCGGCGAGCCGUCAGCUCUCAGCUGUGCGCUCAGAAACACGGCCUAUAUCUACUUCUACACCGCGUGCCUCUCCUGCCUGACCGUCCGCUCCUUCCAGAUCAUCUGCGUCUUCAAGAUGGCCGCCCACCUGCCCAGAGCACAUGCAUUGUGGGUAAAGUACAGUGGUCAGUGGCUGGUGGUGGCUGGGGUGUCACUCCUCCAGCUCGUGUUCUUUGGCAUCGAGAUGGCAGCCGCUCGCCCCGUACCGGUCAGUGACACAUCGUCCUUCAAAGACCUGGUGGUUCUAACAUGCUUUUCGAAAAACACAAUCCCUGCAUUUUUCUCUCUAUUCUUCAUGGGUGGUGUCAGUGCCCUUUGCCUCCUUUUCUCCUACAUGGGAACAGACCUGCCCAAGAACUACAACGAGGCCAAAGCCAUCACUUUCAGCAUCCUGCUGUGUCAUCUGAGCUGGGUCAUUUUCGUCACGGCUGACGUCAUUUCACGGAGCAAGUACGUACAGUUUGUCAAGGCUGUGUCUGAGCUGAGCAGUUUGUACGGCAUCAUGUUCAGCUACUUCAUCCCAAAGUCCUUCAUCAUUGUCUUUCAUCCUCUGAAGAACACACAGGAGUAUUUCCAAGCUGCGAUUCAGAGUUACACACAAACUAUUAGUAGAAUGUAG
Molecule: messenger RNA, 2280 nt
Organism: Clupea harengus (Atlantic herring)
Lineage: Eukaryota; Metazoa; Chordata; Actinopteri; Clupeiformes; Clupeidae
Product: taste receptor type 1 member 1-like
Biological process (GO): G protein-coupled receptor signaling pathway
Cellular component (GO): plasma membrane
Molecular function (GO): G protein-coupled receptor activity
Source: RefSeq, a predicted model, not a curated record